This is a messenger RNA of Entamoeba dispar SAW760, 357 nucleotides long. RefSeq lists its product as uncharacterized. Lineage: Eukaryota; Evosea; Mastigamoebida; Endamoebidae. The transcript has a single exon. The coding region runs from base 1 to 357 and encodes 118 amino acids. The record is from RefSeq and is a predicted model, not a curated record.
AUGACAGACAAACAAAUGGAAUUAUAUUAUCAUACCCUUCAAGAGGAAUCACAAAACCGAAUUGAAUUUAUUCAGAAAGAAUAUAAUAGAAUAAAAAAUGAACUUAACUUAAAAGAUCAAGAAAUACAAAUAUUAAAAGAGGAAAAUGAGAAAUUAAAAGAAGAAAGUGAAAAAUGUCACAAACCAAAAGUUUGUGAUUUAAAAUUAACAGAAGAAGAACUUAAAUAUUUUAAAGAAUGUAUUAUAAAAGUUGGAUUAAGUUAUGAUGAUAUUAAGGAUUUAGAAAUUCCAUCUGCAUGUAAUUCUGAGAAAUUAAAAAUAUUAUUAGAAAUGAUUAAUGACAUAAACAAAAAUUAA